This is a messenger RNA of Gossypium arboreum, 2678 nucleotides long. RefSeq lists its product as uncharacterized. The transcript has 6 exons. The coding region runs from base 146 to 1594 and encodes 482 amino acids. Gene Ontology annotation, molecular function: ubiquitin protein ligase activity. The record is from RefSeq and is a predicted model, not a curated record. NCBI's taxonomy places the organism in Eukaryota, Viridiplantae, Streptophyta, Magnoliopsida, Malvales, Malvaceae.
GAAAACUCUGUUAUAUAAUUCAAACACACACACACACACAUAUAUAUAUGCAUAUAUGUAGAUUUUGUAGAUUGUAAAAUAGAAUUUGGGUUUUGGACUAAGUUUUACAAACUGUUCUUGGUAUAAAGGGUAAUUGUUUACCUAGAUGGAUGAGUAUGGUGGUAAAAGAGGUGUUGAUGGGCUUGGAAAGGGAUCAGGUCUGGUUUUGAACGAUCAUGUUAAUAACAGAGAACGAAAUGCUCGGUUUUGCAAUCGAAUUGGAUGCGGUGCCGGGCUAAACUCCAUGAAUGAUACUCGAAAUGGGUGCUCAAGAAAUGGAAAGGGAAUAAUUGGAAGUUCCUCUAGAGUAAACCCUACUGUUAGUAACAACAGAAAAUCCUCUAUAAAUCCUCAGAAGAAGCUAUCAUCUCAGCUGGAAACUAGUAGUGUUCGGGAUGAAUUGCAAGUGUCGGAGCUCGUUCCACAGUCUGAAUCUGGAAAUGUGGAUUCCUGGGAAGUGCGAAGUUCUAGUGUGGCAUCGAGCACAAGUUCGAGGAGAAACAUGAUUCAGAGAUCUCCAAGUGCUUCUGUGGGCUUGGCAACUCGUGCUAACGCAAGCAGGUAUGGUUUGAGAAAUUUAAGAUGUAAGUCCAUAUCCGAUGUUGUCCCGUCUGGUUGUUCAUCAUCAGAUUCAAGCAUUAUAAGAAGGGAAGACACGGUUAAAACGAGAAACUCUGAUGGAGAGGGAAGUUCCUCCGGUUCCAGUAGGGGAAAGAAGUUAAGUGGGUCAUCUUUGGAGGGACAGAACAACGGUCCUAGUCAUGGUGUUUUUAUUUCUGCCGAUUCAAGGCAAGCCAGAAACUGGAGAGAUAGUGGUGUUGCUUAUUCAGUUCGGACUAGGAGGUCAAACAGUAGUUAUGGUAGACGGGGAUUCCCUAACCAAGCAAAUGGAAAUAGGUUAAGUUCGAACGAGUACCAUGUGAUCAUGCCCCAAGUGCCUCGAUCUGAUAUACCUAUCAAUUUGAAUGAUCCUGUUUCCACAGAAAUUGCCUCGACUCGUGCUAGUUCUUACAGUCAACCAGAUAAUAUAAGUGAGAGUUUACUCGAUAUCAUGCCAUCUAGUCCUUCAGAAAUAGGUGUUAACCGUGAUAGCUUCUGGCACUACAAUAUUGAUGGCAUUGGGGAGGUUUUAUUAGCAUUAGAGAGGAUCGAACAAGAUGAAGAUUUGACACAUGAGCAAUUACUUGCUCUAGAGACCACCUUGUUUCUUGAUGGCCUAAACUUUUACGACCAGUAUAGUAACAUGAGGCUGGAUAUAGACAAUAUGUCAUAUGAGGAAUUACUAGAUCUAGAAGAAAGGAUGGGUAAUGUGAGCACUGUGCUAUCAGAAGAAGCAUUGUCAAAAUGCCUUAUGAAAAGCAUCUAUGAAGGUACUAGUGUCGACUGUGACGGUGAAAAGGAUGUUACCAAAUGUAGUAUCUGUCAGGAAGAAUAUGUAAAUGGAGAUGAAGUAGGGAUGUUGCAGUGUGAGCAUAGGUAUCACGUGACGUGCGUACAGAAUUGGCUGCAGGUGAAGAAUUGGUGCCCUAUUUGCAAAUUUUCGCCCCAUAAUUGAGUUGAAGUUGAAUAGAAAUCAAAGGGACAAAGUACAAACUGGUACAUUGUUUUCUUUAAGUAUGUAAAUACGAAAUCCCUUUCAUGUCAGUCAAGUAAUAAGGCAAUGGAAAGAACUCAUUCGUCUAUAAAUUUAAUGUGAAUCAGACAAAUGUUACUUACCGAGCGUGACCGGUUUGUCUCUUGGCAACUGCCCUUUUCCCAUUCCAGAUGUUUAGGCAUCAGAAUGCAGAAAAUUGCAAGCAUUCUGCAACGCGACCAACCUAGCAUGAUGGUUCUGCAAGUGCAACUUCAUACAGGAAUUCUAAACAAGGGACAACUUCAUAUAUAUCCAAUCAACAAUCAACAACAGUAGUUUUAUAUCCAUCAAUCAACAAUAGUUGUUUGCAAAUUCACAUAUAGGACAGUAAUCUUUCCUUUUAGUGCCCAAGACAAAAAGUUGCCUUUUUUUUCUUUGCUUUUGAUGUUUAGAGAUUAACUUAAAUGGUGAAUGAUAUUGAUAGGCUAAUAUUAGCUACAAUAAGAGAGUAGCAAAUUGGUUUGCCUUUGCUGAAUACAUAUAUGCGUAUAUGUGUGUGUAUGUAUGUAUAUACAUAGAACUAAUUGUAGAUGUAGAACCAUCAAAAAUGGAAAGAAAGAAAAAAAAGGAUUGGGGAAAAUGAAGAAAGAUUAAGAAGCAAGGUUCUGCAAACAAGGCCAGGCUAUGAAUUGAAAGCCUGUUGUUAUUUUGCAGUUAUAAAAAAGGUAAAACACUUCUUUCCCUUCCGUGUACUAGCUUAUCCCGUGUUCCAAAAGAGAGCAUAACAUACAUAACCUAUACCAUCUUAGAAUACUUACCAUAAUACAAAUUCCUGUUUCAUUAUUUUUUUUCUCAUAACAUCGGCCAUACUCCAUAGGCCUCGUUCAUCAUCAACAUUUUCUUUGUAGCAAGGGAGGGAAGAUCAUGAAUGAUCCUUUGUUUGUCUCAAAUUAAAAUGCAUAUCGUCAUCAUCUGCGGUGGCUUUAGCUUUAAACUGUGUAAUGCUGCUGAAUAGUAUCGAUAUCAAGUCCCUUCAGCUUCACAACUGAUUCAACAUGACCCUUCA